CUCUUUUGUUCUGCUCACUGUUGAUGAAGAUAUUGUUUGUUUUAUAUACAGAACAGAAAGCAGACAGAAAGCGGAAAAAACUAUUCUGUUACAAAAAGAGUAUUAGUCUCUGAACAUGGCGGACAAUCAGGACCACACAGACUCAGCGCUCGCCUCUCCAGAGCAAGCAAAGCAAAUAUCCUCCACCAGCACCGAGACCAAAGAGCACAUUGAAGAUAGUGCAGAAUUCUUGACUUCCACGUCUGAGACUGGUGAGCGUGAGACCGCAUAUUCUACAGAGGAUGCGGGCGAGGAGGAUCAUGGGGAUCACGACGAUCAUGAGAAUCACAGUGACGAUGACGCGCCACCACUACCUGAAGGCCCUGUUCCAGAGACAGCAGAGAAAGCAGAGAAAGCAGAGAAAGCAGAGGACGCAAUAGAACCCACUGCGGUAGCUACAGUCGACGACAAUGACGACGACGAUGGUCCACCUCCGCUGCCACCCGGCCCUGUCCCUGAAACUGCAGAAAAGGCUCGGGGUCUGGAGGACUGGGAAGCUAUUCUCGACGCAGAAUCAGGCAACUAUUACUACUACAACCACGCUACCGAGGAAACUACUUGGGACAAACCGCUUGCACUGGUCGAGGCUGAGAUGCAAACGAAUUCAAAGAAGCGGAAGCAGACCACAGACUAUGCCUCGCGAGGAUUCUUCAACCGGUUCACUGGCAAAUGGCAGCAAUUCCCCGUCGACGACGACACCGUCGAUCUCUCGGACGACGUCGUGGUUCCUCCCGGCGUGAUCGUCCCCUUCAACGAGACGAUGGCCGACAAGCGCUCGCGCAAUCAGCUGAAUGUGUUUUACGACGCCAGCUCGGUCGAGCAGUUGAACGGCGGCAAGAGCUUGAAAGCGGAACGGCAGCAGCAGAAGCCGUCGAAGAAACAGGUCGAGCAGUUUAAGAGGAAGAAGCAGGAACGUAGGGAGAGGAAUCAGCGGUCGUGGUUGUUGAAUUAGGCGUGUAUUAGUUGUGUGUAUCAGUCGUGUGUAUAUAGUUGGCGUUUCUUGCUCUUGCCGGCGUUCCUCUUUUUGUUUUUUUGUUUGUUUAUAAUUGUGUAAAUAGUAUAAUCACUCUGUUAGCUAAGAUACUUAUUCAGACUACUUAUACAUCUUAUAGUCAGUUUAUAUGAGAAAGCAACAACAAAUAGAAGAUAAACC
Messenger RNA from Myxozyma melibiosi, 1192 nucleotides. RefSeq lists its product as uncharacterized. Gene Ontology annotation, molecular function: protein binding. The record is from RefSeq and is a predicted model, not a curated record. The coding region runs from base 116 to 991 and encodes 291 amino acids. Lineage: Eukaryota; Fungi; Ascomycota; Lipomycetes; Lipomycetales; Lipomycetaceae. The transcript has a single exon.